UAGCUACAUCUUGAUCAUUGCCACAUAACAACACAUCAAAGGAGAGAAAAAAAAUUGUUCUUCAAAUGGAAAAGUUUUCAGCGAAGGUUUUCAUUUGCAGUCUAUUUGCAGCACUUGUUUUGCUGUCUUCCCCAGCAAGGUCCCAAGAAGUUGAGGAUGAGACCGAGUUUAAUUACGAUGAAAAUAGUGAUAGAGGACCAUCUAAUUGGGGAAACAUAAAACCAGAAUGGAGAACAUGCAAUACUGGAAGAAUGCAAUCACCAAUUGAUUUGAAAGAUAAGAGGCUUCAACUAGCUAAACUAGGACCCCUUAACUUGAACUACAAUCCCUCCAAUUAUAAUACCCUUAAGAAUAAGGGUCAUUCCAUACAGUUGGACAUUCUUCAACGAACAAGCUCUCUACAAAUUAAUGGAACCUCUUAUACACUUGACAAUAUACAUUGGCACAUUCCAUCUGAACACACCAUUAAUGGAAAAAGAUUCGAUCUAGAGCUACAUUUGGUGCAUGGAAGUUCAGAUAAUCAAACAGCAGUAAUUGGAAUACUUUACGAAAUUGGAACAGAAUUAGACCCAGUAUUGUUAUCGCUAAGGGAACCUUUGGAGGCACUAAAUGGAUCAAGUGCUGGAGCGAGUGUAUCAGUGGGUGCAUUUGAUCCAAGGGUGGUUGACAUUACUGGCAAUGACACAAAAUUGUAUUACAGAUACAUGGGUUCCUUGACUACUCCUCCUUGUACCGAGGGUGUUAUUUGGACCGUCCUUAAACAGACUAGAAGCGUUAAAAGUGAACAAAUCCUUUUGCUUGAUCGUGCCGUUAAUGAUGGUCCAGGUGGGAAUGCGAGACCAAUACAACCAACAAACAAUCGCAAAGUGCAGUUCAAUAAAUAUCCGCCUUACUGAAAAAAUUAAACUCUGAUAGAGCCACUCGCAAUUCAUCAUAUAUGCAUAAGAUUACAUGAAAUAAUAUUGGAAAAUAUAUAUUUCCACUAACUAUAUACAAAAU
Molecule: messenger RNA, 999 nt
Organism: Arachis ipaensis
Lineage: Eukaryota; Viridiplantae; Streptophyta; Magnoliopsida; Fabales; Fabaceae
Product: alpha carbonic anhydrase 7-like
Biological process (GO): one-carbon metabolic process
Molecular function (GO): carbonate dehydratase activity; zinc ion binding
Source: RefSeq, a predicted model, not a curated record